AUGCGGCCCGUCGCUUCCACCGUGCUGCUGCUCCUCGUUGGUGCUGCUGUGGUUCUUGCGUCUCCCAAGCGGCGCCAUGCCACCGGUACCACGGCUGUGGUGCUAGCCGACCUUGAUCGUGAUGCUGCUCUUGACGUCGUAGCCACCGGUUACGACUACGGCGUCGUGCCGUGGUUCCGCAACAACAACGGGACGUUCGAGUCGUCGCGCGUUGUCGCCCGCGGGCUCGCCACCGCCUACGAUCUCGCCGUGGCUGACUUUGAUGGUGACGGUGACAGCGACGUCGCCGUCGUCUCCUUUCCCAUCCACACUGUGAUGUGGUUUGCCAACAACGGUCUCGGCGUCUUUGACGCAGGCUCCAUCGUUGACUCGGCCGUGACCGGCGCGCGACGUCGAUGGCGAUGGGACAAUGGACCUCGUCUCGGCCGCACAGAGCGCCCGGCAAGUUGCGUGGUACCAAAACAUGAGCGGUUCCGCAUUCGCGCCGACAUCAACAGCGACAGCGCGUGCGACAUCGUCUCGGUCUCGCGCAACGACAAUACUCUGGCGUGGAACGAGAGCCUCGGCAACGGCACCUUUGCUGCUCGCACCAUUCCGGCAACGGUGCUGCUCGCACCAUUGUCCACAUUACAUGGCGACGGAGCCGUCGCCAUCGCGCCGCUUGCGGCGCUCACCCGCGCGUUCCUCAUCACCCUUCUUUCCAUGGCUAUCUCAUGGCUUUUCAUUCCGACCAGCCUCUACUGA
This is a messenger RNA of Thecamonas trahens ATCC 50062, 744 nucleotides long. RefSeq lists its product as uncharacterized. Bases 1 to 744 code for a protein of 247 amino acids. The record is from RefSeq and is a predicted model, not a curated record. NCBI's taxonomy places the organism in Eukaryota, Apusomonadida, Apusomonadidae. The transcript is spliced from 4 exons.